This is a messenger RNA of Austrofundulus limnaeus, 2786 nucleotides long. RefSeq names its product transmembrane protein 163. The record is from RefSeq and is a predicted model, not a curated record. Bases 195 to 1037 code for a protein of 280 amino acids. NCBI's taxonomy places the organism in Eukaryota, Metazoa, Chordata, Actinopteri, Cyprinodontiformes, Rivulidae. Gene Ontology annotation, cellular component: synaptic vesicle membrane. Gene Ontology annotation, molecular function: zinc ion binding. The transcript has 8 exons.
CCAAAACUCCAAUUUCACAGACGUCCUGCAUGGAGUUUUAUUUUGAAGGCCACAUUCUGUGACUUCCGGUGUGUCUCCUCUCGCAGCGUGAAGACUUUCUCCAUCCCCCCUACACUGUCUGCGGCUCUGCUCGAACCUUCGGCUCCUCUCGUCCAGGUGUGACAUUCUUGGAGCGCCUCCGCGGGGCCGAGAAGAUGACGGACUUCUCACCGCGAGACUCUGUCCCGGAGCCGGCCGUCGGCGCGGUGAACGAGCGGUGUGAGCCGGAGGAGUCGCCCCAGCAGCCGCAGGAGGAGAGCACGGGAAGUCMGGGAGAGGGCUUGAAGAUGGACCAGGAGAUGGAGAUCACAGAGAGCAUAGAGGACCGAGGUCUACUGGAGAGCAGUAUGCGUCUCAAGCCUCACGAAGCCCAGAGCUACAGGAAGAAAGCCCUGUGGGUGUCCUGGGCRUCCAUCGUGGUCACCAUCGUCCUGGCCAUCGCUGCUUUCACCGUUUCCAUCAUGCGCCACAGUGCUUCAGCAUUUGGAUUUGCUUUUGACGCAGUGCUGGAUGUCCUGUCCUCUGUCAUCGUGCUGUGGCGCUACAGCAACGCUGCCGCCGUCCACUCGGCGCACAGGGAGUACAUAGCCUGUGUUAUCCUGGGCAUCAUUUUCAUCCUGUCCUCCCUGUGCAUCAUGGGAAAGGCCGUCCACGACCUCGCCACCAAGCUGCUGCCUGAAGUGGACGACUUCCUGUUCAGCGUGUCCAUCGUCAGCGGCCUGACCUGUCUCAUCCUGGCGGUCAUCAAGUUCAUGCUGGGCAAAGUGCUCACCAGCCGAGCCCUGGUCACCGACGGGUUCAACUCUCUGGUCGGGGGGAUCAUGGGCUUCUCUAUCCUCAUCAGCGCCGAAGUGUUCAAACACGAGCCCAAAGUCUGGUACCUGGACGGGACUAUAGGUGUCCUCAUGGGCCUCAUCAUCCUCGCCUACGGAGUCAAGUUGCUGAUGGACAUGGUCCCUCGAGUCCGACAGACCAGGAACUACGAGCGCUUUGAGUGACGGAUCACAGAGGAGGAGGUCUGACUGAGGAACUGUAGAGACCAUCACACUGGGUCCUUCGGGCAUCAGGAUCUGGGACUGGGUUUUGGUGUACAAAUCGUCUCAGUGAGUGGACUGACUACGUCCUCACGUCUCCUCAGCUGUGGACAGAUGAGCUCGAUCCACCAGAAACUUUCAUUCAGGAAGUGGUGUGUUCCAGCAGGAGUUCAUCACUCAGCUGAGACGUUUCUGGUCUUUUAACUUUUUAUUACCUCAUCAGUUCAAGAAGGUCCACAAGGACUGGGCUACCUGGAAGCUUAGGUGCUGAAGAGGAAAAAAGAAACCAUUCUCUUGGUGUUUUACAGAACUCGACUCUUAUCUGCAGCAAACUGCAGGUUUAACAAAAAAAAAGUUUGUCAGUGAUUUGUUCAGAGCCGUCGCCACCUGCUGACCAAACUGAAGAACUGCAAUGUUUUAAAUAUUUAUAUUUAAUAUCCAAAAUAUACACAAAUACACACUGGGUCCUUGAGGACCUGCUACUGUAGUAAUAUGUACAAAAUGAGUACAGAUACCACAUACUAUAGGAAGUUGAGUAAUAUCACACAUACCUGAACUCUCCAUCUCUGAACUUUAAAGUUUUGUCGAAACAAAUAAAUUGUGAUGUUUGAGUUUUUCUUAGAGCUUCAGCUCCACAAAGCUUUAGUCUCAGGAUGCCCUGCAGAACCAGACAGAUGUUUACAGAUUGUGACUCAGAGCUUUUAUUUGGGAUCCAUGCAUUUUCUCACCAGCUGCUGUUUGAUUUGUUCCUCCUUGUGUCGACACAUGAAGCAUUUACACAGUAAUUAACUUAUUGGUGUUCAUCCUUUACGCCGCCCUGACUCACAGGGAAGAGAGCCCGGGUCAGACCCAGAACUCUCCGGACAGAUUAUAGAUCCUCUCUGGACCGGGACACCUUGGGGACCUGCUGGAGGAGCAGGUCUGGGUUUCUGUCCUGGACCUGUUCCCUCCACAGACUGAUGUGUUCCUCAGGGGGACCCUGUGGUGACGUUUGGUAACCCCUCAGAUCAAAGUGUGUCCAAAACUGUUCUUCUGUAAAUGUUCUGUAGAUUUAACGUUUAAUGUGAUGUUGAAUAAAAAUCUGAGCCGUUUGUCACAGAAAAAAGAUUUAUUUAAAAAUAAAGUUGUUUCCCUCUGACUCACAAACAAAAACAAACUGUUAUUCACUUUUCUGGAUUCUGGAUGCUUCAAACUUUAAAACAUAAAAAAUCCUUUUUUUUUUUUUUACUAAAGGAAACAUUCGAUGCUGAUGAUGAAGAUGAUGAUCUGUUAUGUCCAAUGAGGCUUCAGCUGCUGGGAAUUCUGGGUAAAUUAGAACAGACUCCAGUCACAUGAGCUCGUCUGAUGGGAGUCAUGGGAACUCCAUAAUCUAAUCCACUGAAUUACCUUUAACUCAGUUACAUUUACUCCAAUUUAACCAAAGAUAUGUUCAAAAUAAAAGCACAAAAAGGCACAUUUUAUAAAAACAAAAACAUUAAACUUGGCAGCACGACAUGAUAACGUUCAUUCUGAUUUUACAUUUGUGCAAAGACAAAACACGAUUGGAAAAUAAAAGCUUAAUUUAAAAAAAAGCACAAUUGUUACUGUCAACUUUUAAAGAGAUGAGAGAAAAAAGUUUUUACCCAAUUCACGUGAAAAAUAAAACCUUCUGACGUCUGGAUCAGACUUAAAAUCAGAACCCCUCUUUAAAUUACUCUCCAUAAAUAAAACAAA